This is a messenger RNA of Corythoichthys intestinalis (scribbled pipefish), 3601 nucleotides long. It is a transcript of the gene parietopsin, whose product is annotated as parietopsin. The record is from RefSeq and is a predicted model, not a curated record. The transcript has 4 exons. Gene Ontology annotation, biological process: phototransduction; chemical synaptic transmission; G protein-coupled receptor signaling pathway, coupled to cyclic nucleotide second messenger. Gene Ontology annotation, cellular component: dendrite; plasma membrane; photoreceptor outer segment. NCBI's taxonomy places the organism in Eukaryota, Metazoa, Chordata, Actinopteri, Syngnathiformes, Syngnathidae. Bases 187 to 1236 code for a protein of 349 amino acids. Gene Ontology annotation, molecular function: neurotransmitter receptor activity; G protein-coupled photoreceptor activity; G protein-coupled serotonin receptor activity.
UAGGUGACACAUUGUUCAAUUAGGAUUAUAGUUGUAGGUUUCAUGUGAAUUAAUCUCCCUCCAAAUCCUGUUAGAAUCCAAUUUGUGAUAAUGAGCAGAAAAGUCAAAUGCAUGGCAGAUCAGAAAUGAUAAGACAAAGCAGCUUGGGGAACUGAGUGCACUUGCCACGCGGCCACCACUCACACCAUGGACAGCAACAGCACGGCGUGGAGCUCGGAGGCCGAGGCACCCACCAUCUUCCCACGCGUGGGCUACAGCAUCCUGUCCUUCCUCAUGUUCAUCAACACGCUGCUGACUGUGUUCAAUAACGGUCUGGUGAUCGCUGUGUCCCUGAGGAACCCCACUCUGCUGCACCCAAUGAACGUGUUCAUCCUGAGCCUGGCUGUGUCCGACCUAAUGAUCGGCCUUUGUGGCUCCCUUGUGGUGACCGUCACCAACUACUACGGAUCUUUCUUUAUCGGAAGAACCGCCUGUGUCUUCCAGGGAUUUGCCGUCAACUACUUUGGCCUGGUGUCGCUGUGUACAUUGACCCUGCUGUCGUACGAGCGUUACAAAGUGGUGUGCAAACCAAGCAUCGGUCGCAAGCUGAGCAUGAGCCGCAGCGUCACAGGGCUAAUUUUCGUCUGGCUCUCCUGCCUAUUCUGGGCUGUGAUGCCUCUGUUCGGAUGGAGCGGAUACCAGCCCGAGGGCGUACAGACGUCUUGCUCUUUGGCCUGGGAGGAGAGGUCAUGGAGCAACUACAGCUAUCUAAUCCUCUACACACUGGUGUGCUUCAUUUUUCCAGUGACUGUCAUUAUCUACUGCUACUCCAAUGUGCUCACGUCCAUGCGGAAGUUAAAUAAAAGUGUGGAGCUGCAGGUUGGCCAUUCUUUGCAAAAGGAGACUGACUACGCCGUCAAGAUGGUCCUGGCUAUGACUUUGGCCUUCUUCAUGUGCUGGCUGCCCUAUACCGCUCUGUCUGUGGUGGUGGUAUUGGAACCGCAGCUAAACAUUCCUCCCUUGUUGGCCACCAUGCCCAUGUAUUUUGCGAAGACCAGCCCUGUGUACAACCCCAUCAUCUACUUCCUCUCUAACAAGCAGUUUCGAGACGCCACCCUAGAGAUGCUGUCCUGCGGCCGCUACAUCCCCCGUGGAACCACCCCUGUAGUCAGCAUCAGCAUGCGGCCCCUUAACAGGAGGAGCCAGGCCAGCUGCUCUAGCAGGAUCAACAGGCACAGCAAGGUGCUGCCUCUGUGACAAGCCCCUCCCCAGGCCUCCUAGAACAAACUCACCGAGAGACCACCACAGACGCCUUCAACACCUUGGGGGUCUGGACAGGGAGAAUGACAGCUGAGGAGCAGAAGGAGGACAAAGGAAGCAAGAGGAGUCCUUCUGCGGCACACUCAUGUAAUCCAAGACAGGCUGAGUGUUGUUUUCCUCACUUCGUCUGGUCAGUGACUGUCGCUGUAGAACCGUGAAGGCUUGAAUUGGCCACUUCAUUAGGUACAGCGACACUCACCAAGAUUAUCAAAAAUUUUACGUUUAUAAAAAUUAAUUGUUCUCUGUUAUAAUAAUUUUUCUAUAAGCAUAAUUAUUUGACAGUGGUACACUGACUUGCAAGUCAGGUCAUGACUUAGGUCAAGUAUAUGCAUAGAUACAUAGAUAAUGCUAGAUCAAGGCGAGUCUGCGGCGUAAUUAACCGGCAGCCGUCUUGCAUUAGGGGACUUCUCCGGUGGGUUCUGUUGUAAUUGAGGUAAGGUGAGUGAUUUUCUUCCCCUGAAAUACUCUUAACAAGCUGAUUUUUUAAAUGAAUUUAAAAACAGGUUGGAUUAUAACAAACCAGGAUAUGGCUAUGUGAUGUUUCAGGCCGGAUAUUAAAACAUAUAUGUAGUAAAUUUACUGCAUUGCUGACGUAAAGCUGUUUGAAAAUCGGUUGAAAAUUGAGCAAUAUAGUGGUAUUUUAAGAUUGCGUGCUCCAUUGACUAUAAUGCUAUGUUUAUUGAAUGUGCACGAUGAAAAUGGCCGACAUGUAACGAUGCACAUUUUCAUUGGGUCACAUCUUGCAUCAGAAAGCUAGCUUCAUACAUAUGAUAUCUAUGGAAUAUUCACAUUCUACAUUUAUGUAGCUGUACAGAUACUGUAAUUUGUCAUGUACUGUAUAGAAUGAAAAUGUGUAUAAUACCUAAAACUUGCCCUUCCAAAACCGUUUUUCUUUUGUAUACCUUACAACCCUUCUCUUCCAUCACAUUUGUGUGUACGGGGGUGUGUAGGUGUGUGCAUGUCUGCAAAUGUAAACAGAAGUUCUCUUACCUUGAUAACACUUUUGGCUUUCAUCACUCCAGCCUUGUCCCAGAUGUGUUCUAAUGUUUACCCAGUGGCGAGAACAAAAUAGCCAUUUCCUGGUACUAUAUAUACCAGUACAUUUGUUACAUUAGACAUUAUUGGUGCAUUAAGAGAUUUGAUAUGAAGCCCUAACUCUACAAUGAGAACACAUCCCAUUACAUUCCAAUAACAUUUUGAAUUUUAACAAACAGCCUGGAGUGCUAGAAAACACCUUGGAGUGCAUUUCUUUCAAAAUUGCCUCGAUCAUGGUCGAGCCCCCAAUUUUUUUUUUUUUUUUUUUACAAUAUCCAGAUAUUGCUAAACUUCUAUGAAAUACUUCUUCUUUACUGUAUAUUGCAUGUGCUCAUGUGUUAUAUUCACCCUUUGUUUUUGAUCAUUUUUGAGGAAACAAAAGAAUGCGUUACGUACAUAAGAAAUCAGCGCAAGAAACAGCAAGCCCAUUUAUUAUGAGUGCUGACAAAAAAAAAAUCCUGACAUAUUUUACACUUUUGCAUUUUUAUUCGUAUUCUUCUGAUGCUUACAUCUUGACCACAACUACAACAAAAAGUUUAAGUAAGACUUUAAGUUGUCAGGUCAAGUUUUAAGUCCUCACUAUUUGUCCAAGCCAAUGUUUUUUCCCGGAAAUUUGGUCAGUGCUCUGAUGAGGUCAAAUUUGCCUUGUACACUGCGCAUCUAUCUGCAAACAUGCAAACAAACUGCUAACAUUUUGCACAGUUCAACACGCUGCUUGUCACUGUUUUGGAAACACUGGUAUAGGUGCCUUUUAAAAGUGGGUCACUAUUGGAGACCCAGUGUUGUAUCACUAUACUUUACUUUUUAUUGUUGUUAUUUUGUUGUUAUUUUUACUUUUUUAAAAUCUUUUCCAUGUAUUGUGUUUGUGUUGUUGUAACUUGGACCUUGAAUCGGUUAAUAAAAUCUAUCUAAACACAGCUCAAUGUAAUUUUUACAUUUUAAAUGAGAAUAGGUUUACUGAAUAAACUGAGUAAUGGUACCUUGACUUAUGAGUUUAAUUUAUUCUGUGACCAAACUCAUAAAUCAGUACAAUCGUAUAUCAAUUUUCCCCAUAGAAAGUAAUUGGAAUGUCGUUAAUUUACAAAAUACAAUCCAAUGUUAUUGGCUUUAGUACACGGACAUCGCAUUGUAUUGUAUUAAACAUAUUGAAAUAGAAUGUAAGGACAUAACUUAAGUUUAUCUAGUGUGAAAUGUGUUCAUAUUGUAACAUUUGUGUGUUGGGUUUGCAUUUAAGGUUUGUGUGGCUUCUUUGACAUCUUCGCUGGAG